Messenger RNA from Oenanthe melanoleuca, 499 nucleotides. It is a transcript of the gene RPL29, whose product is annotated as ribosomal protein L29. Gene Ontology annotation, biological process: cytoplasmic translation. Gene Ontology annotation, molecular function: structural constituent of ribosome. Gene Ontology annotation, cellular component: ribosome; cytosolic large ribosomal subunit. Lineage: Eukaryota; Metazoa; Chordata; Aves; Passeriformes; Muscicapidae. Bases 237 to 464 code for a protein of 75 amino acids. The record is from RefSeq and is a predicted model, not a curated record. The transcript is spliced from 4 exons.
CACGUCGCUGGGUGUUGCAGGCCCUGCAGCGGCGGAGCCUUCCCGGGCCGGAGCGGCGGCCGCGGGAGCCGGGGCGGUGCGGGAGCCGGGGCUGUGCGGGGAAAGAGCGGCGGUGCGGGAAAGGAACGGAAACACUGCCGGGCGGAACUAAAGGGCACGGGGUUCCGGCCCGGCCCCGAUUCCCGGCAGACCCCGCGGUGCUCCCUCUCUUCCGGUCCGGCGGCGGCGGUGCGACCAUGGCCAAGUCCAAGAACCACACCACGCACAACCAGUCCCGUAAGUGGCACAGAAAUGGCAUCAAGAAGCCCAAAACCCAUAGAUACGAGUCUCUCAAAGGGGUUGAUCCCAAGUUUCUGAGGAACAUGAGAUUUGCAAAGAAACACAACAAGAAGGGGCUGAAGAAGAUGCAGGCAAACAAUGCCAAGCAGGCAGCUCAGCAGGCUGCUCAGCAGAAAAAGGACUGAUGUGCUUUAAUAAAAAGACACAGUUUUCUUACUGG